Molecule: messenger RNA, 3323 nt
Organism: Penaeus monodon (black tiger shrimp)
Lineage: Eukaryota; Metazoa; Arthropoda; Malacostraca; Decapoda; Penaeidae
Product: inactive dipeptidyl peptidase 10-like
Exons: 16
Coding region: 443-2812 (789 amino acids)
Biological process (GO): proteolysis
Molecular function (GO): dipeptidyl-peptidase activity; serine-type peptidase activity
Source: RefSeq, a predicted model, not a curated record
GGAGAAGACGAAUCUAAAAAGUCCUACGGUGGAUAUGUCCUUUUAAUUAAAAAAAGAAAGACCCGAAAAAUGAAAACAGUAAUUCGUAAAUUAUUGCGUAAAACUGAAAUGUCUAAACAAAUGCAAGCUUUGUAGAUGGAAAGUGGGGAUUAAAGUAGGUAAACGAGGUAAUAAUAAGAAGCAAAAGGUAAGAUAAGUUGAUCCCAUAAAACUUACGUUAUUUAUACACAUUAUUCGAAACCUCAUUUCCCCCCUUAAUGAGAUAAGGGAAAAAAAGGAAAAAAAAACUGUACCUGUACUUGAAUACCACAUUCCUUCAGAUCCGCCAGAAGGUGAAAGCGUUAUUAUUCCUUCCCAUCCGCCAGAAAGUCAAAGCGUUAUUAUUCCUUCACAUCCGCCUAGAAGGUGACGUCACCACGCUCGUUGUUUCCGCAGGUGCAAAAUGAUGACCAACAGCAUGGAGCAGAACGACUGGAAAGUUCCUCCCGACAACACCGUGCAGGUGGUUGAUCCUAUGGGCAUGAAUGAGGAGGCCGACGGUCCCAAGAGAAACUGGACGGGCAUCCUCAUCUCCCUCGGCAUCAUUACCUUCGUCCUGCUCAUGGUCACCAUCGCGACCCUCCUCGUAGGCGAGCCUCCGCCCACCUUCUACGGGCGGAGACUCGUGAUAACGGACCUCAAGAACCCUGCCUUCGUCGCCGCCGCCAUGGGCACGCAGUGGGUCACGGGUGAGCAAUUGGCGUACGUGUCCGAAAAGAAAGGAAUCAGACUACUCAAUGUAAACACAAAUGUCAACAUUACUCUCGUCACAAACAUCGCCUUGCACCAGACGGGGGCCGCCGAGUUCUCUGUGUCUCCCAACAUGCGCUACGUUCUCCUUGUCCAUGACGUCAUCAAGGGUCGGCUGUUCACGUCAACCGCCGAAUACAGUGUUUAUGAUGUCACUACGGACCACUACUACCCCUUGAAGCUCUGGCGGCAAGAGGUGGGCCACCCGCGGUACCAGCACGCGGCGUGGGUGGGCGAGGCAGGGGCGUCGCUGGUGGUGGUGAACGAGGGCAACAUCUACUACCUGGCAUCCCCCAACGCCAGCCCCGUGACGUUGACUGCUGACGCCACACCUGACAUUCUGUACAAUGGGGUCCCCGAUCUUCUCUAUGAAGAGAUCCUGGGUCAAGGCCACGCGGUCUGGCCGUCUCCGAGCGGGGACUACGUCGCUGCCGUUUCCAUCAACAACACCGGCGUGAGAGAACUGCCGGUCCUCGUCUACGCCGACAACGUGUAUCCGACGGUGCAGACGCUACGGUAUCCCACGGUCAGCACGCCCAUCCCGGAGGCGUGGCUUUGGAUCUACGACCUUCAGAGCAAGCAAGUUCCUCCGCCAAGAACGAGACUUAUUCCACCCGAGCCGAUUGAAGACUCUCAUUACAUCGUGGGCGUCGGAUGGGUCAACAGCACGGCUGUGUGGGCGUCAUGGGCGUCUCGAGACCAGUCCUCUGCGGUUCUGGCGACUUGUGAAGCGCCCGCGUGGAACUGCUCGCUGGUGCACGUGAACCACAAGGACGGGGGCGUGUCGCCUGUGGUGCGGUCCGUGGUGUGGGCGGGGAGCUGGGCCGUGUUCCCGUGGUCGGUGCGGACGCUGUCGGGGUCCUGGCACAACCACGUGGCGCUGGUGGGGGCGCGGGAGGGUCGCCACGCCCCCCUCACGCUCGAGGACUACCACGUGGUGGAGGUCCUCGGCUACGACCCGUCCGAUGACCUCGUCUUCUUCCGGGGGUCAGAGCUGGUGAACGGAGCGGGCCGCCAGCAGGUGUACAGCGUGUCGACCAUGAACGAGAACGUUGCGUGCCUCACCUGCCACCUGGGCUGCCCCUUCGUCACGGCCUCCCUCAGCCCCACGUUCAUCGGGUUGGCUGUGGCCUGCACGGGCUCCGACCCCCCCUCAUCCCACCUCGUCUCCCUCGUUACUAAUGGGUCCUCGGUCACCCUCCACAGCCAGGUCGGCCUCAGACUCGCCCUGGAGGACCUCGCUCUGCCGGUGGUGACCUCGCACGACGUGGCCCUCGCCCCCGCCCUCCACGCCGCCGUCACCCUCACGCUGCCGCCGGGCUGGAGCGCCGAGGACGACACGCUCCUGUACCCCCUCGUCGUGCAGAUGAAGGGCCCAGGAGAGCAAAACGUAGACGAAGGACCCUGGCACUUGGGGUGGAAGGAAUACCUGGCAUCGGGGCACCAAGUGGCACAUGCCAGCGUCCAGCUCUGGGGUGCCGAUCCAUCUACACGGGCAUCCACGCAUACCCUGGCACAGUACCAGGCUAGGGUCAUUCAGAAAAUGAUGGAGCAGUUCGACUUCCUGGAUCCGCAGAACGUGGCCGUGUGGGGGUGGGGGCCAGGGGCGUCUUUGGCACUCGACGCCGCGGCACUGGCACCCGAUCUGCUCAAGUGUGUUGCCGCUGUUAACCCGGUUACCGAUUGGCGGGCGCAUGGCUCCUUCUGGGCCGAGCGCCUCCUGGGCGCGGAGGACAGCGAGGGUGCCGGCCGCCGCUACGAGGACAGUGACCUGACCCGCCUCGCGCCCGAUCUCGGGAGCAACCGCGUGCUUCUCGCCCACGGCACGCGGGACCCUGCUGCCCACCACGCCUUCCUGCUGGCGCACUCCUUCAUCGCCGAGGGGUCCUACUUCACCCACGUGGUGUACACGGACGACGACUACAUGCUCGACCUCAACCGCUACCACCUCAUUAAUGCCUUCAAGUCGUUCUUCUUCAGCUGCCUUCAUGACCCUCUGGUGUACGAGCAGGAGAACAAGUGAGCGGCUUAUAGGCCCCGCGGCUAUUGUUUCACGAGCACUCGCUUUCUGUCGAGUAAUUACGGGUGAAGAGGAGCCUUUCAGUAGCAAUAAUCAUCGUUCCCUCCCUUUUAUCCACCUCCUUACUUCUUCCUCCUGAGCCUGAAGGAGGUAGGAUUCUCUUCGUCGCGGCCUCCCCGUCCUGCCGGGUCCUGCCCUGAUGGAUGAGCAACUGGGAGCGUUGUCUUUGAGGUGUUUUUCUACGUUGUUGAUGAGGCGAGCCACGUGACGACAAUCCCUGCUGAGUGGUCGAGUGAGCCACCAACCACCAGAGAGGCGUCGCACCUCACCCUCGAGCCUCAAGAAAUGUGCGAGGCAGCGAGGCUCCCGCCAGGUCUCGGUCUUCCUUGCGCGGCGAGUGGAGGCGAGAGGCCGACGAAGGCGGGGCCCGGAAGUCUCGUUAUCCCUACGUAAACUACGUUGUUAAGACUUCAUUUGUUACUAAUGAUUACUCCCUUAUGUCCCCUAUUUAUCG